CAGCCGGGAGCCGCUAUGAUCCUGCUGGAGGUGAACACGGAGACCCUCAGCCUCAAGUUUGAGAAUGCGGCGGCCGGGAACAAGCCAGAGGCUGUGGAGGUGACAUUUGCAGACUUUGAUGGCGUCCUGAAUCACAUCUCCAACCCAAAUGGAGACAAGGGGAAGAUCAUGAUCAGCCUCGCCCUGAAGUUCUACACGGAGCUGCAGGAUCACGGAGCCGACGAGAUUCUUAAGAAACUCUAUGGAGAUUAUCUAGUCUCUCCUGAAUCUGGUUACAAUGUGUCUUUGUUGUACGACUUGGAAAACCUUCCUCCCAACCGUGACUCCGUCAUCCACCAGGCCGGUAUGCUCAAGAGGAACUGCUUUGCGUCGGUGUUUGAGAAGUACUUCAGGUUCCAGGAAGAGGGCAGAGAUGGAGAAGAGAGAGCCGUCAUUCACUACCGGGAGGAUGAGACCAUGUAUGUGGAAGCCAAGAAGGAUCGUGUGACUGUGGUCUUCAGCACUGUAUUUAAGGACGAUGAUGAUGUCGUUUUAGGGAAAGUGUUCAUGCAGGAGUUUAAGGAGGGACGCCGCGCCAGUCACACCGCACCUCAGGUUCUGUUCAGCCAUCGGGAGCCUCCCCUAGAGUUGAAGGACACGGACGCAGCAGUGGGAGAUAACAUUGGUUACAUCACAUUCGUGCUUUUUCCACGUCACACCAAUGCCAACGCACGGGACAACACCAUCAAUCUGAUCCACACAUUCCGGGAUUACCUGCACUACCACAUUAAAUGCUCCAAGGCUUACAUCCAUACCCACAUGAGGGCAAAAACAUCAGACUUCCUCAAGGUUCUGAACAGAGCUCGUCCUGACGCAGAGAGAAAGGAGAUGAAGACCAUGUCGGGCAAGACCUUUUCCACUCGUUGACCCAUGGCUGAUGCCAAGUCAAUACCGUUCAAAAGCACCAAUCGCCCCAGGUGUCAAAAUUCCAGUUGGAACGGUUCCAGAGUGACCCUGGGGAACAGUUCAGUGAAAAUCAGUGUAUUUGAAGCUUUGCUUUGCCAAGACCGAAGUCGAGUAAACAGAAGAGUGAGACUUUCUGCUUUCGUCAUGUCCCUCUACUCUGCGCCAUAUUCUGCUUUACGUACUUGUUUCUUAUAAAAAAGAAAAAAAAAUCUUGGUGAAAAUACAUUGUGCAAUGAAUGUUUUUUGGAAUUAUUAAAUCUUUCUAUCCUAAAAAAA
Molecule: messenger RNA, 1221 nt
Organism: Bufo gargarizans (Asiatic toad)
Lineage: Eukaryota; Metazoa; Chordata; Amphibia; Anura; Bufonidae
Gene: ARPC2
Product: actin related protein 2/3 complex subunit 2
Biological process (GO): Arp2/3 complex-mediated actin nucleation; actin filament polymerization
Cellular component (GO): Arp2/3 protein complex; actin cytoskeleton
Molecular function (GO): structural constituent of cytoskeleton; actin filament binding
Source: RefSeq, a predicted model, not a curated record